GACAGCUUUCUGGUGGAAUACCUCUUUUGUUUCUACGUUCAUGUUGGAAUGGCCUAGGCCAGUCUGCUGCUGUACUGUUCCUGCCACAGGUGCUCUGCAGCAAUGUGUCAGGAUUUUGCCACCAGAGCUAGUGGACCAUCCAGAUGGCUGUAAACCUGCAGAGGAGACUCGUGGCACUUCAAGGUCUCUGUGGAGAUGCAUCCACCUGCUUUUGUCCUUGCUCACUUUGCUCCAUAGCCUCUUCCACUGAAGAAGCAGCACUCAGGCAGAGUGUUCCUCCCAUGGUUGAGGCCACCACCACCUCUCCAGCAGCAGAGGGAGGAACCAAGCCCUGGAUGGCAGAGCCCUCUUCCUGGAGCCGUGGCUCAAGACUCCGAUAUAGAACGUGGUCUCUCAAACUGGAUUAAAAAAACCCUGUUGAUAUUUUUAUUUAUACUUUUUUAUUUUUGUAUUUGACUUAAAGUGCCAUGAAAAAAUUUGCAUAUUGCAAGGUGGUCCUUGCCACCUCUUUGGUUUGGGUCCUUCUGGAUAUGUUUCUAUUGCUGUACUUCAGUGAAUGCAAUAAAUGUGAUGAGAAAAAGGAACGAGGCCUGCCAGCAGGAGAUGUUCCAGAACCCAUGCAAAAACCACAUGAAGGACCUGGAGAGAUGGGGAAGCCUGUGGUCAUUCCAAAAGAGGAGCAAGAGAAAAUGAAAGAAAUGUUUAAAAUAAAUCAAUUUAAUUUAAUGGCAAGUGAAAUGAUUGCACUCAACAGAUCUUUACCUGAUGUCAGGUUAGAAGGGUGUAAAACGAAGGUGUAUGCAGACAACCUUCCCACCACGAGCGUAGUCAUCGUGUUCCACAACGAGGCCUGGAGCACGCUGCUGCGGACGGUGCACAGCGUGAUCAACCGCUCGCCGCGGCACAUGCUGCAGGAGAUCGUCCUCGUCGAUGACGCCAGCGAGAGAGACUUCUUGAAAAGACCACUGGAGAGUUAUGUGAAAAAAUUAAAAGUACCUGUUCAUGUGAUUCGAAUGGAACAGCGUUCUGGAUUGAUUAGAGCAAGAUUAAAGGGGGCUGCUGCUUCUAAAGGCCAGGUCAUCACCUUCUUAGAUGCUCAUUGUGAAUGUACAGUAGGCUGGCUUGAACCUCUGCUGGCAAGGAUCAAAGCUGACAGGAGGACAGUAGUGUGUCCCAUCAUUGAUGUAAUCAGUGAUGACACCUUCGAAUAUAUGGCAGGUUCUGACAUGACCUAUGGUGGAUUCAACUGGAAGUUGAAUUUUCGUUGGUACCCUGUUCCUCAGAGAGAGAUGGAUCGACGGAAAGGAGACCGAACCCUCCCUGUUAGGACACCUACAAUGGCAGGAGGCCUUUUUUCAAUAGACAGAGAUUACUUUCAGGAAAUUGGAACAUAUGAUGCUGGAAUGGAUAUUUGGGGUGGAGAAAACUUAGAAAUUUCCUUCAGGAUCUGGCAGUGUGGUGGCACUUUGGAAAUUGUAACCUGUUCACAUGUUGGGCAUGUGUUCAGAAAAGCAACACCGUACACUUUCCCAGGAGGUACAGGGCAGAUAAUCAAUAAAAAUAACAGGCGGCUUGCAGAAGUCUGGAUGGAUGAAUUCAAAAACUUUUUCUACAUUAUUUCCCCAGGAGUUACUAAAGUUGAUUAUGGGGACAUAUCAUCACGACUUGGGCUAAGGCGCAAGCUCCAGUGCAAGCCUUUCUCCUGGUACCUGGAGAAUGUUUAUCCUGAUUCCCAAAUUCCACGCCAUUACUUUUCUCUGGGAGAGAUAAGAAAUGUGGAGACAAAUCAAUGUCUGGAUAACAUGGCAAGAAAAGAAAAUGAGAAAGUUGGAAUCUUUAACUGCCAUGGAAUGGGUGGCAAUCAGGUUUUCUCAUAUACUGCCAACAAAGAAAUUCGGACAGAUGAUUUGUGUUUAGAUGUAUCCAAACUUAACGGCCCAGUAACAAUGCUCAAGUGCCACCAUCUAAAAGGAAAUCAGCUUUGGGAAUAUGAUCCAGUGAAAUUAACCCUGUUGCAUGUGAAUAGUAACCAGUGCCUGGACAAAGCCACAGAAGAGGACAGCCAGGUACCCAGCAUCAGAGACUGCACUGGCAGCCGCUCCCAGCAGUGGCUGCUCCGCAACGUCACCCUUCCAGAAAUAUUCUGAGAGGUCCUAAAGGAGAGCAAGGAUUGACUGGGCUACCUCGGCUGAUACUUUGGCUAUGCUGUUAAGUAGCAACAGAAGAAAUUUCUGCUCAGCAGAAUCCACAGUUCCUCAGCUGUUAGAACUCCUGCAGCUUCUCAGCAUCUGUGAACCAGCCUUCCUGUAUAAGGAUGUGAAACUACCACACAUAGCAGUGAAACUGUGCCCACUGAUGUUUACAAGAUCGAAAGAGUUUCUUCCAGCAAAUAAUUUAGAGAACCUUUGGACAGUGGAAACAUAAUCAAUGAAAUAGUCUCUCUGAAGAGCUGCAUAUCGUUUUAGUUUGCUUGCACAUCAGUAACCUCUGCUGAAAGUGCUGUUGUAAUGAAGAAAGUUUCAAGAAUUCUUUUUUUCCUGGUUAGCAGUGGUAACCAGACUACUAAAUAUAGAUCCACACAUAAAUGAAAGAGCUGCAAACCAGAUUCGGUAUCAUGACAUAAGAAUUCUGUGGUUUAAAAGCAAAAAGUAAACAGGGUUUAAUGAAACUAAAUCAGAACUAUGAAAAGUACAAUUUGUUAUAGUGAAGUAUCAAAUUUAUAUGUAGAUUUUAUACCUCAGUGGGGGAAAAUAACCAAGUCAAAAGGCAAUUGUUUCUCUUUUUCAAUUGUGUGAUAGUCCAUAAAUACUUUUUUUUGUCCUGGUGAGUCUAAAAUUAUUUUGGGCGCAAACAAAAUGAGCAUAAGAAUAAAUUGAGCUCUUGAAUGUCAGAUCCACUUUCCUUUUAAUUUUAAUUUCUUGGCUGUUGGAAUUGUGUCUUUUUAUUACUGUCUGAAAACUGGAGGUUAACAUGCUGUCUAACUUUUUUUUUUUCCAGACCUGCCAUUUCAAUUUAUACUUGGGUCAGUCAGCUUAUGGACUUUCAUGGCCAAACAAAAGAUUUAAGUACACUUUGAGAUUAAGUUAACUUCAGUAUGCUUUAGCGCCCAAGACUUCUACUACUGUACUGCAGUUUUGUUUUCAUAGCAAUAAAUCUUUUGUUCCUUGUUUGAUUUCAGUCAUCAGAAAGCCAGAAGAAAAGAUACAUGAUUUGGGUGGAAGAUUGGCAAAACUGAAGGUUUUCUGGAAUCCUUUCUCACUUCAUAUUCAGAUGUGCUUCAUUGUCAAGUGCAUAUUUAGAUUAGACUCUGAAUUGUAAUGUUGAUCUGCUGCUUUUUUCUAAUAAAACCUAAAGAAAAAUAGUGAAA
Molecule: messenger RNA, 3367 nt
Organism: Passer domesticus (house sparrow)
Lineage: Eukaryota; Metazoa; Chordata; Aves; Passeriformes; Passeridae
Gene: GALNT1
Product: polypeptide N-acetylgalactosaminyltransferase 1
Exons: 13
Coding region: 468-2147 (559 amino acids)
Biological process (GO): protein O-linked glycosylation
Cellular component (GO): Golgi apparatus
Molecular function (GO): polypeptide N-acetylgalactosaminyltransferase activity
Source: RefSeq, a predicted model, not a curated record